CGAUGGGCCGCCUGGACGGGAAGGUGGUGGUGCUGACCGCUGCAGCCCAGGGCAUCGGCCGCGCAGCUGCCCUGGCGUUUGCGAGGGAAGGCGCCAGGGUGAUCGCCACUGACAUCAAUGCAGCCAAGCUGCAGGAGCUGGAUGGGCACCCGGGCAUCCAGACCCGCGUCCUGGACGUCACGAAGAAGAAACAGAUCGACCAGUUUGCCAGCGAGGUGGAGCGAGUGGACGUGCUCUUCAAUGUCGCUGGGUUUGUGCAUCACGGCACCAUCCUGGACUGUGCGGAGCAGGACUGGGACUUCUCCAUGAACCUCAACGUGCGCAGCAUGUACCUGAUGAUCAAGGCCUUCCUGCCCAAGAUGCUGGCCCAGAAAGCCGGCAACAUCAUCAACAUGUCCUCGGUGGCAUCCAGCAUCAAAGGCGUGGUGAACAGGUGCGUGUACAGCACCAGCAAGGCGGCGGUGAUCGGGCUCACCAAGGCGGUGGCGGCCGACUUCAUCCAGCAGGGCAUCCGCUGCAACUGUGUGUGCCCGGGAACGGUGGACACCCCGUCUCUGCAGGAAAGGAUCCAGGCCCGGCCGGACCCCGCUGAGGCGCUGAGUGAUUUCCUAAAGAGGCAGAAGACCGGACGGUUCGCCACUGCGGAGGAAGUGGCACUGCUGUGUGUGUACCUGGCCUCCGACGAGUCUGCCUACGUCACGGGGAGCCCUGUGGUCAUCGACGGGGGCUGGAGCCUGUGAGCCCAGGUCCCUCUGUCCUCCCGCCCACCCUGACUUGCCGGCAGGAGCCACAUUCCGCUCAGCUGUCCAGCACUUUGUAGAC
This is a messenger RNA of Sorex fumeus (smoky shrew), 822 nucleotides long. RefSeq names its product 3-hydroxybutyrate dehydrogenase 2 (gene BDH2). NCBI's taxonomy places the organism in Eukaryota, Metazoa, Chordata, Mammalia, Eulipotyphla, Soricidae. Gene Ontology annotation, biological process: siderophore biosynthetic process. The transcript is spliced from 9 exons. Gene Ontology annotation, cellular component: cytoplasm. The record is from RefSeq and is a predicted model, not a curated record. The coding region runs from base 3 to 740 and encodes 245 amino acids. Gene Ontology annotation, molecular function: 3-hydroxybutyrate dehydrogenase activity.